AUGGUUGGUGCCUCUGCAAUUAGUGGUGUAGUUAUUAUUGCUAAUGUUGUUGCUGCUAUCGCUGCUGCUGCUGGUGAUGGUGAUGGUGGUAUUGCUUCUACCACUGAUACUAUACUCACACUUGAUGGAAUUAAGAUCUUGAACAAUGCGUUGCUGCAAUGGAAAGACGACUGCAACCAAAGGGCUUUAGCAGAGGUAAUGCCUCAGUGUAUUCAUGGUGUGGAAAAUAUCACUCCUUCUCAGCAAAAACACACUGCUAUGGAAUUGUCAAUUUGUGAAUUUGAAAAUAAUGGUUUGGACUACCCAUUGGAAUGUCAUGCAAGUGUCCGCAAUUUGAAUACCAACACUUGUAUUCAAGCUUUGGAAAAGUCACCCCAGUACUGGACAACAUUUAGUGGCAACUAUAGAGCAGUUAAAGAUAUUUGCCACCAAAUAAGUCUACCAUAUGAAAAAGACCAAAUUAUUGAAGUUUACGAAAAUAUGACUUUGUUAUAUCGCUCGGUCAUGGAGGAUUUGAAGUCAUCUCAUCACAAGUACACUGUGGAGCUUGAAAUGAAAAUUCAAAACAAAUUUAACAAGCUUUUUAGUGUAGUGGAUGAUUUGAUGCGGUCUAGAGCAGAAGAGAAUAAUAAAGUUAAUCAAACUUUUAACAAGUUUUAUGAAAACUUUCAAGUCUCCAUCAGUAACGCACUUGUUGUUAUGCAAAAUUCUUAUGAUGGUGCCAACACAAACUUUGAACUCAUGCAGCGCCAUGUUAGUUACUUUGCCACUGAAUUGCAAAGAAUACUGUUGCUAGUGCAAGAACAAGGGGAAAAACUUCAAGUGCAACAAGAGCAGCUCGUAACUGGUAAUGUUAAACUUUCCAUUCAGCAAGAAAGACUAUUUGAUAAUAUGCAGCUUUUCGGAAAUGAAUUGGACAAACUACAUAAUGCUGAAGUAUCACGUGUAAGCUCGGUAAACAAACAAUUAAAGCUAACGGAAUUUUCUAUUCGACAUGCCAAUUCCAUCUUGAGAGAAAAUACUGAUGAAUUACACUUGCAACGAAUGCUAAUUGCUGAAUAUACACCAAUUAUUCUCGGUAACAUUACGACUCUAUUAAUGCAUUUCUUGAAUCAAUCGGCCUCAGAGAUUGUUGAAAACUUUGAGCAUUCGUUAAACUUGUCAUUGGAGAAAUUGAGUUUAAAAAUUGAUGAGACGGCAAAUUCUUUAGCUGUCGUCAAUGCAACUAUCGCUCGGUGCUCAAUUUUUGCAUCAAGCGUAGUGGAAACGUUGGAUAGCUUGAAAAACAGUACGAUAAGGAUGAUGAUGUUGUUCAUGUCAAUGAUAACUCCCAGUGUUACUUUUGAUGGUUUGAUUAGCGGAGCCAAAGCUAUCAUCGCCUUCUUUACACUGGUCACUAGACUUGCUGCAGUUAUUGCGAUUUGCUUACUUAUUAUCCUAAUCUGGCCAAUCGUGAAAUCACUUUUCUUUCAACCACUUUGUUACUUAAUGAGGAGGUGCUCCUACAUUGUAGUAUCCAUUUUGGUUGGUGUAGCUGCUGCCAACUUUAGUGUUUGGCUUUUACAAAAGUAG
Messenger RNA from Lodderomyces elongisporus, 1572 nucleotides. RefSeq names its product Kar5p (gene KAR5). The record is from RefSeq and is a predicted model, not a curated record. Gene Ontology annotation, biological process: karyogamy involved in conjugation with cellular fusion; nuclear membrane fusion involved in karyogamy. The coding region runs from base 1 to 1572 and encodes 523 amino acids. Gene Ontology annotation, cellular component: endoplasmic reticulum membrane. The transcript has a single exon. Lineage: Eukaryota; Fungi; Ascomycota; Pichiomycetes; Serinales; Debaryomycetaceae.